AUGCCUCUCGUUAAAAUCGACAUGAUAAGAAACGUCCGCACACCAGACGAGAUCAAGAAACUAGCCGACGUUGUCCAGGAAAUCAUGCUCGAGAAAUUCGCAGCGCCCCCUAGAGACAGAUAUCAAGUGAUAACCCAACACGAACCCUACGAGCUAAUCUUCGAAGACACCGGCCUCCAUAUCCCGCGCACCGAAAAGUUGAUCUUGAUUCAAAUAUUCCAACAAGGCAGAACCGCAGACCAAAAGCAAGCCAUCUAUGCAAGCCUGGCAGAGCGCUUGGAAAAGGAGUGUGGUGUCCCAAAGACAGAUUUGGUAAUCAGUUGUUCUGCAAACAGCAAGGAAGAUUGGAGUUUUGGGUUGGGUAGAGCGCAGUUCUUGACUGGAGAUCUGUAA
This is a messenger RNA of Aureobasidium vineae, 393 nucleotides long. The record is from the annotation of a GenBank genome assembly. Lineage: Eukaryota; Fungi; Ascomycota; Dothideomycetes; Dothideales; Saccotheciaceae.